Eublepharis macularius is the source of this 2748-nucleotide messenger RNA. RefSeq names its product DLG associated protein 3 (gene DLGAP3). Gene Ontology annotation, cellular component: glutamatergic synapse; postsynaptic specialization. The record is from RefSeq and is a predicted model, not a curated record. Gene Ontology annotation, biological process: signaling. The transcript is spliced from 10 exons. Bases 1 to 2748 code for a protein of 915 amino acids. Gene Ontology annotation, molecular function: molecular adaptor activity. Lineage: Eukaryota; Metazoa; Chordata; Lepidosauria; Squamata; Eublepharidae.
AUGGAAUACAUCCACCAUAACCAGGAAUCUCGCCAGCCAUACCUUCUCAGUCCCAGUGAGCCGUGUUCCUUGGACCACUAUUGCCCAUCUCGGAGCUCUGGUGAGCCGCCACUCAGCCUAACAGAACCCUUGUCGGCCGCCAGCAGCAGCAGCACUUUCCCAAGGAUGCACCACACACCGCAGCAGUACGACUCCUGCGACGAGUGCAUGGCAGCCGCCCACCCUUCCAGCAAGAUCAACCGGCUGCCUCCAACCCUCCUCGACCAGUUUGAGAAGCAGCUGCCCCUUCACCACGACGGCUUCCACACCCUACAGUACCAACGAGCCAGCAGCACGGAGCAGCCACGCAGUGAGAGUCCCAGCCGCAUCCGACACCUUGUCCACUCGGUCCAGAAACUCUUUGCCAAGUCACAUUCCCUGGAAGCCCCAUCGAAGCGGGAGUACAACGGCACCAAGAUGGAAGGGCGGGGAGGCGACGGAGCUUACCACCACCACCAUCCUCACCACCAUCACCGCCAGUCACGCCACGGCAAGCGCAGCAAAAGCAAAGACCGCAAGUUGGACUCCUCCUCAUCCUCUUCCCGCCACCGGAACAAGAUGAUGGGCUGGUGGAGCUCAGAUGAUAACCUGGACAGUGAUAGCAGCUACAUGGUGUCUGGGAGGCAACACGCCGUCGACCAGGCUACCCAGUACUGUGUGGACACUCCUGAAAGUGCCUUCAGAGACUUGACCUUGAAGAGUCUGAAGGGUGGAGGUGGGGAGGGCAAAUGCUUGGCCUGCGCAGGUAUGUCCAUGUCCCUGGAUGGCCAGACUGUCAAGAGGAGCUCCUGGCAUACCAUGACGGUCAGCCAGGCUCGGGAAGCUUAUCCCAGCUCUGGAGGAAGCCAGGAGAAAGCCUUGAUGCGCCAAGACGCAAAAGCCAAUGACCGGUCCUACCAUUAUCUUCAGGUGCCCCAAGAUGACUGGGGAGGAUACCCGGCAUCUGGGAAGGACGGUGAGAUCCCUUGUCGACGGAUGCGGAGCGGCAGCUACAUCAAGGCCAUGGGAGAUGACGACAGUGGAGACUCAGACACCAGCACCAAGGUGUCGCCCAAAGGGGCAACCCGACGGGAUGGGUACCGGCGUUCCUCCAGCGUAGACCAGGCCAGAACCAACUGCUGCACGUCACCCCGAAUCCGGCCACGGGGACAGGGGUAUGGACGGUCCUUCACUACUGGGCAGAUUAAUGAAGAGUUGAACCACCAGUUUGAGGCUGUGUGUGAGUCGGUGUUUGGGGAGGUAGAGUCGCAGGCUGUGGAGGCCUUGGACCUGCCCGGUUGCUUCCGCAUGCGCAGCCACAGUUAUCUGAGAGCCAUUCAAGCUGGCUGCUCUCAGGACGACGACUGCCUCUCUCUCUUCACCAUGGCAACAGCUACCCACCAACCUGGCCAGCCCCUCACCACCUUCAGUUACAGGAAAGCGCCGCCUCCCCUCCCUGCAGGAAUCAAAGCCAAGCCCCUCAUCUCUGUCACAGCGCAAAGCAGCACCGAAUCCCCCCACGACAGCUUCCUGCCCAGAGAGGUCGCCCGAAGCCCGUCGUGGUCCAAGGAGACCGCCAAGCGCUGCAAUUCCACCGAGAGCUUGGAAAGCACCAAGAUCACCGCCAUGUCCUUAGACUUGCCUUCCAUCCAACCCAGGACUUCCCCUAAGCCCUCCACUCUCAUCAUAAGGACGAUUCCAGGGAGGGAGGAGCUGAGAAGCUUGGCCCGCCAGAGGAAGUGGCGACCGUCUAUCGGAGUUCAGGUGGAAACCAUUUCUGAUUCUGACACAGAAAGCAGGAACCGUCGGGAGUUCCAUUCCAUCGGGGUACAAGUAGAAGAAGAUAAAAGGCGAGCUCGGUUCAAACGGUCAAACAGUGUGACAGCCGGUGUGCAGGCUGACUUAGAACUGGAGGGCCUGGCUGGGCUGACUGUGGCCACAGAGGAUAAGGCGCUUCAGUUCGGCCGCUCCUUCCAACGGCACUCCUCUGAGCCAGAAUCCACACGGCAGUACUCCGUAUACAAGACGGUGCAUACGCAAGGCCAGUGGGCCUACCGGGAAGAUUACCAGAUGCAGUACGACACGGUGGAAGUGCCCCGCCAGGACUCUUGGAUGGACAGAGGUUCACGCAGCUUGCCCGAUUCUGGCCGAGCAUCGCCUUGCCACCGGGAUGGCGAGUGGUUCAUUAAACUGUUGCAGGCAGAAGUGGAAAAGAUGGAAGGCUGGUGCCAGCAGAUGGAACUGGAGGCAGAAGAUUACGAUCUGCCAGAAGAAAUCCUCGAGAAGAUCCGUAGCGCCGUAGGAAGUGCUCAGCUCCUAAUGUCUCAGAAAGUACAACAGUUUUACCGACUCUGCCAACAGAACAUGGACCCCAACGCAUUCCCCGUGCCCACCUUCCAGGACCUGGCAGGAUUCUGGGAUCUCCUGCAGCUCUCCAUUGAGGACGUCAGCAUGAAGUUUGCGGAACUUCACCAGCUUAAAGCCAAUGGGUGGAAACCCCUCGAGCCCAAGGAGGAAAAGAAGGUGCCUCCACUGAUACCAAAGAAGCCACCACGUUCCCGGCUGCACCCAGUGAAGGACCGUUCCCUGGACUCCGUAGACCGGCAACGGCAGGAGGCCCGGAAGAGGCUCCUGGCAGCCAAGCGGGCCGCCUCUUUUCGCCAGAGCUCAGCCACUGAGAGCGCCGACAGCAUUGAAAUCUACAUCCCGGAGGCCCAGACCAGACUGUGA